Molecule: messenger RNA, 959 nt
Organism: Cucumis melo (muskmelon)
Lineage: Eukaryota; Viridiplantae; Streptophyta; Magnoliopsida; Cucurbitales; Cucurbitaceae
Product: protein PROTON GRADIENT REGULATION 5, chloroplastic-like
Exons: 2
Coding region: 280-663 (127 amino acids)
Biological process (GO): photosynthetic electron transport in photosystem I; response to high light intensity
Cellular component (GO): chloroplast
Molecular function (GO): electron transfer activity
Source: RefSeq, a predicted model, not a curated record
CUGAUAAUUUUCCAAACCAAUAGGGACCAUAUGUACGUCUAAACCAAAAAUCCAAGCCACCAAUUUGUGUGGAUCAAAAAAUGACUCCUCAACUCUCUCUCUCUCUCUCUCAACUCCAUCCAAUCUCUCACACAACUCCACAAAAAUAUCCCUUUUUCACAGAUCAUACAAAACCCAUCAUCAAUGUUUCCAUUUCAAGUUUCAGCAUGCUGGUAAAAACCCUUCAGCCAUCAUUGAAGAUACUUAGAAGAAUUGCUCUUUGAUCUUCCACCCUUUUUCAUGGCAACUUCAAUUUCUGCAACUGGACUACAUAAACCUCUUUCCUCCUCCUUCCAUGGAGGUUGGGGGACUUCAGUUUGUGGUGACAACAGCAUUGUGCUGAUCAAGUCAGUCCCGGACGUGGUUCGAGUUGCAAAGCCGGUAAGAUUCCGGCCAAUGAUGAAGAAUAUUAAUGAAGGGAAAGGUAUAUUUGCACCUGUUGUUGUUCUUGCUCGAAAUAUUAUUGGAAAGAAACGUUUCAAUCAGUUGAGAGGCAAGGCCAUUGCCCUGCACUCGCAGAUAAUUACUGAGUUCUGCAAAUCUAUAGGAGCUGAUGCAAAGCAAAGGCAAGGAUUGAUUAGGUUAGCUAAGAAGAACGGGGAAAAAUUAGGAUUCCUUGCUUGAUCUGAUCUGAUAUGAUCAUGUUUCUGUGAUCACGGUGGAUGCAUUAAAUUAUUGAUAGAUUUGUCCGAGCUUCCACAAAUGUAUGGUAUGGUCAUUUGUUAAUCAAGGAGAAGGAGAAAUUUGUUCUCUUUACCUUCUGCUGUCUUUUUGCUUUCAUAUUCUUCUGUUUGGCAGCAAAAUUUUCAUCCUUGUACACAACUUGAUAGGCCAUCUUUACUAAAGGAUGAUGAUUGAAGACCUAAACAGUCCAUCACAUCAAUAUUAUGAAGUCUCCAGUGCCUUUUUUUCUUUAAAAA